AUGAGCAGCGGUCCAUUACAAGGCAAGAACAUGCGUUUGACAACAACCACGAAUGUGAACUACACUCUGAAUGCACAUAUACAGGUACGAGACGACGCGGAUGAAGAGGGAACAUACCAUGCUACAAACUUGGUACGAAUGACCAGUGAGCCAAGCCGAAGGAUGCUCCGAAGACGUGCGCGUACGCAGAAGUUGCCAGAUUCUGGCGACGGUCAGAGGGGCUCGUUCAAAGAGCCGGCACCCGUCCUUACUAAUGUCAGGAUGGGUUGCGACCGGGCAUGGUCGGAGAGCGUGGAAGUCUCCAAUGAGCAACAAACGCAUAGCGCACAAGCUAGAGAAAAGGCGGUAGUCCAAGUGUUCAUUUCCGUACACGCCGCCCUAGCGCGCCCUGGACACCGUGCCGACGGUACACAAUUGGUGUGCGUUAAGUUCGUGAGCCCGAGGGCAUCACAGGAGUUGAUGGCACCGCGGCGUCACCGAUUGCAUAGAAAUAACAACUCCGUGAAACGCCAGCGCAAGAUUGCAAUCGUGCUGCACCAAAUUUCACCCCGAUAUCAUGCGUUGGGCGCCGACGUCCUCGAUCUUGAGAAAGAGAAAGGCCCAAAGUGGCGGAGCGCGCACGUUGAGGCGGAGAAUAAGAUAGUCCCAGGGCUUCGUAUUCACGGUACAGAGCACUACGACCGCAAGGACGCUGUAGCGCGUUGCGCGGGUGCCGCAAGUUUCGUACCAAGCGCACCUGCGACACGUGCACCCUUCUUCGAGUCGUUUGACCAUCAAACCAACGCGCUCGCCGGAUUGCUCAGCACGUCCUGCACCAAAGUUGUAAGUCACGGCCUUUUGCAAGCCUCGGAAAGCACGAAGUUGACGGGUGCGGUGCGCGAAGCAGUUGUAGCGGAACAAGAACGGAGUGGGAGCGAGCGUCGCAGAGCCGUUGGAGCAUACAUCCCUUCGACGGUAUCCUCACAAUACAGCGAUAUGGCCAGCGAGCCAAACAAAUCGUCCAAUACGGGAGGACAGGAGCAUGUUCAGCCACAUCCACCCGUAGCAUAUCCCCAGCAGCAGUUCGCUGGCCACUAUCCUCCUCCUAGCCCCUAUGGCCCAUACUUUGCCUACGCUCCCCUCCCCGACGGUUCUCACGACCCGAACGCCCCCAAUGGCGCCCCGCCUCCGGGCCCAUACCUCAUGCCGUAUCCUCCCCCGCCUCCGGGCAUGAUAUAUGCCUAUGCCGCGCCGCCGCCACCACCAGGUUAUCCUCCGUACAUGCCCGGGGCGCAACCUCCGCAGAACACGCCUCGUCCCAAGCGUAAACAGGUUAAGAUGGCGUGCACCAACUGCGCCGGUGCGUGCAAGCGCUGUGACGAGUCGCGUCCCUGCGAGCGCUGCGUUAAGUAUGGUAUUGCGGAUACCUGCGUGGACGGUAUUAGGAAAGAACGGAAGAAAGGCAUCAAGCGCGGGCCAUACAAGCGCAAGAACCGUACACAGAGCGGCGAGCAGGCUACGACAGGUUUUUCGAGUCAGGCCAAUAGCGACGAUCAGGCUUCUCCUCCAGCGCCUUAUCCCGUUCCUCCAGAGAGUAACUACUGGCCCUACUACUACCCGCCCCCUCAUGGUUACGUGCAUCCUGGGCAUGACGCUCAUGCUCAUCCGGAAGGCACGCCCAACGGCGCAAGUCCGCACGUUCCUCAUCCCCCGUAUUAUCCAAUGCACCCGGUAUAUGCGCCAUACCAUCCUUACGCGCCUCCUGGCGCUGUACCGUAUGCCACCCCGCCUGUGCCGCCGCCCGCACUGAGUACCGUCGCGGCGCCCAACGGGAAGAACAACGACCACACUGGCGCAGCAAGCGAAGCGAAUGGCGAAGCUUCAGCGUCGAAGAAGAAGCGCUCCCGCACGAAGACCGGCGACGACGGCGGGGCGAAGGCCCGCAAGACCAAGUAUCUGUCUUCGGAUUCUCAGACUGACGGCGAUGCCGGACGUGGGAAGGACCUCCAUCUCGGCGGCCCGCCUGAGGGGGGGCCCGUCUUCAACGGGAUGGACAGCAGGGCUAUUGUGGCCGUUUAG
Molecule: messenger RNA, 2058 nt
Organism: Postia placenta MAD-698-R-SB12
Lineage: Eukaryota; Fungi; Basidiomycota; Agaricomycetes; Polyporales; Adustoporiaceae
Exons: 10
Coding region: 1-2058 (685 amino acids)
Biological process (GO): regulation of DNA-templated transcription
Molecular function (GO): DNA-binding transcription factor activity, RNA polymerase II-specific; zinc ion binding
Source: RefSeq, a predicted model, not a curated record